Neltuma alba is the source of this 3115-nucleotide messenger RNA. Its product is annotated as metal-nicotianamine transporter YSL3. Gene Ontology annotation, cellular component: plasma membrane. The record is from RefSeq and is a predicted model, not a curated record. Gene Ontology annotation, biological process: response to iron ion; seed development. Bases 887 to 2923 code for a protein of 678 amino acids. NCBI's taxonomy places the organism in Eukaryota, Viridiplantae, Streptophyta, Magnoliopsida, Fabales, Fabaceae. Gene Ontology annotation, molecular function: iron-nicotianamine transmembrane transporter activity; oligopeptide transmembrane transporter activity. The transcript has 8 exons.
UUGCCGUUAAUGCAAACUUCGCAGUCCCACGUUAUGUGUCGUUCAUUCUCUUGCCUUCGGUGUCCUACGCGAUUUAUCGCAGUUGACCUUUCAGGUGUCUUUGUGAUCACUCUUUUACCUUUUGGAUCUUUUCAUAUUAAUGGCGCCAUGUUCUGGCCACACGCCUUUGCUAGGCCAAAGAGGACGAACUUCGAAGGGAAGGGAACUCGACCAAGAAAGGCCUUUAUUUCCAACCACAUUAAAACAAGCGCCUGCUUGCUUUCUCCCUCUACCUCUCUUCUUAUCUCUCCUCUCCCUGAGUCAACCAAACCAAAAGGGGUGUGAUUUUUGAUCUGUAACUGUACUUGAACAUGUUUAACAAAUUGUGGGGCUUUGGCUGGAAAGUUGCUCGGGGCACAAGUGUGGUACAAAAAGCAUGGUUUUUUGGUCGUACCACCUCAUUCUAGUUCUUGUAGGAGUCCAUUCGGUUUCCGUCUGUUGCAAUGGUUGAUACAACUGUCAGGAUUUGACCCGAAUCUUGCCAGUUCAGUCUUGCUUUCAGCUGAUUCCUGAUUCGAUUUCUGAGACCCCAUCUGUGGGUAUUUUGAAUUCUCACGACUUUUUUGUCCCUUUUAACUGCUCCCGGUGAUCAGAUUUCAAGUUUCAGUUCACCUUCUGGUUUUGCCCUGUCGCAUACCAGAAGCCAUCUAUUUGCUUAUUUACAAUUACUCAUGGCAUUUGGAGGCAUCAGAUGCUUGGAUUGGAGAAGUUGAUGAACUCACUUUUUCAUUUUUGUGGUGGAGAAUUUUUUUCCAUCAACAACUGAAGCCUAGGUGUUUGUCAAAAAGCUUAAAUCUACUGUCAGCAUAAAAGAAAUUGCGGCAAGCUAGACUAUUUGGAGAGUCCAAUGGGUACUCUGAACAAUGAUGAACGCAGAGAGAUUGAGAAUUUGAACGCUGAAGAAAUGGAAGGAGUUCGAAUAGUUCCGGAGGAUGUGAGUAGAAUAGCACCAUGGACAAGACAGAUCACACUUCGAGGGCUUAUAGCUAGCAUACUCAUUGGAAUAAUUUAUAGUGUGAUCGUGAUGAAGUUGAAUCUCACAACCGGGCUAGUCCCCAAUCUCAACGUAUCAGCUGCUCUUCUUGGCUUUGUCUUCAUCCGAACAUGGGCUAAACUGCUUGAAAAGGCUAAAAUUGUUUCAACACCAUUCACUAAACAGGAGAAUACCAUCAUUCAGACUUGUGCUGUGGCAUGCUAUAGCAUCGCAGUAGGAGGUGGUUUUGGGUCUUACCUUUUGGGUCUGAACAGGAAGACUUAUGAACAAGUAGGGGUCGAAACCGAAGGGAAUACUCCUGGGAGCACCAAGGAACCUGGGAUUGGUUGGAUGACUGGUUUUCUCUUUGUGACAAGCUUCGUUGGGCUUUUGGCUUUGGUUCCUCUUAGAAAGGUUGUAAGUUUAUGCAAUUUAUGCAAACAGGUAUUGAUAAUAGACUACAAAUUAAUGUAUCCAAGUGGAACUGCCACUGCUGUUCUUAUAAACGGCUUCCAUACCACUAAAAGGGAUGAGCUGGCCAAGAAGCAGGUACAUGGUUUCAUGAAAUACUUCUCUUUGAGUUUUUUCUGGGCUCUCUUUCAGUGGUUCUAUUCAGGUGGAGAUCAAUGUGGAUUUGUUCAGUUUCCUACAUUUGGAUUGAAAGCCUGGCGUAACUCAUUCUACUUUGAUUUUAGUAUGACUUACAUUGGAGCUGGGAUGAUUUGUUCGCAUCUCGUCAACUUAUCUUUGCUUCUUGGUGCUGUGCUUUCAUGGGGUAUCAUGUGGCCGUUGAUCAGGGGACUAAAAGGAGAGUGGUUUCCUAAAAAUUUAUCAGAAAGCAGUAUGAAGAGUCUUAAUGGUUAUAAGGUUUUCAUUUCCAUUGCCUUGAUCCUUGGUGAUGGGCUUUACAACUUCUUCAAAAUAAUUUAUUUCACCGCCGCAAAUAUCAUUCUCAGAAUGAAAAGGAGGAACAUUAAAGAAGCAUCCGACAACCAGAGGAUGCCCCUUGAUGAUCUUCGACAGAAUGAAGUGUUCAUUAGAGAAAGCAUUCCUAUCUGGCUGGCAUGUGCAGGAUACACAUUGUUCGCCAUUGUUUCUAUCAUUAUAAUCCCAUUGAUGUUCCCAGAGUUAAAGUGGUAUUACAUAGUGGUGGCCUAUCUGCUUGCACCUUCUCUUAGCUUCUGUAAUGCCUAUGGUGCUGGCUUAACCGACAUGAACAUGGCCUAUAACUAUGGGAAAGUGGCUCUAUUUGUGCUGGCAGCCUUGGCCGGCAAAGAGAAUGGAGUGGUUGCUGGACUUGUGGGUUGUGGCCUGAUUAAAUCCAUUGUUUCCAUCUCAUCUGAUUUGAUGCAUGAUUUCAAGACUGGCCAUCUCACCUUCACUUCCCCUCGUGCAAUGCUUCUGACACAGGCUAUAGGGACGGCAAUAGGAUGUGUGGUAGCUCCUCUCACAUUCUUCCUCUUCUACAAGGCUUUUGAUGUGGGAAAUCCAGAUGGUGAGUACAAGGCCCCAUAUGCCCUUGUAUACAGAAACAUGGCAAUCUUGGGUGUCCAAGGCUUUUCAGCCCUGCCCCAUCAUUGCUUGCAGCUGUGUUACGGGGCUUUCGCGUUUGCAAUAGCAGCCAACUUGGUGAGAGAUCUGAACCCUAGAAAUAUUGGGAAAUGGGUUCCUCUUCCAAUGGCAAUGGCGGUGCCAUUUUUAGUUGGGGCUUACUUUGCAAUAGACAUGUGCGUGGGCAGUUUGGUUGUGUAUGUUUGGCACUCACUAAACAGCAGGGAAGCUGGGUUGAUGAUCCCUGCAGUUGCUUCUGGAUUGAUUUGUGGAGAUGGGCUGUGGAUUCUGCCUUCAUCUAUUCUUGCUUUGCUUAAGAUUCGUCCUCCAAUCUGCAUGAGCUUCUUGCCCUCUAGCUAGAAAGAGAUGGAAUUGCCUGGACCUUCGUUGCAUAUGGCAUUUAGCUUAUAGAGAUUCAGUUCUUAGUCAAUUGCGAAUCUAGAAUGAUGUGUAGACAGGUUGAAAUGGCCCAAGUAGAUGGAUAUCAAUAAAACUGUAACAGCAAAGCAAAUCAAAUGAACUAUAAUUAGUUAUCUAUUUAUUUUUGUGGGA